AUGUUGGAUAGAUCUGCAAGGAUAGCUGAUGCAAACCWUAAAGAAUUGAAAACCGCUUUGAAAGGUUACUGGAAUUAUCUGAAAUAUGAAGUCAUCCCUGCAAAACACGAAGAACAACAAACCAGCAAUGAACAAAAGGCUGUUCAACUUGAACAAGCCAACCACAGUAACAUUGCUGAUAAUAAGGCCACUACAUCAUCUCCCAAACCCCGAAGAAUACUAACAGCCAAAAGAGCUUCAGCGUCAAGGAAACGAAACUUUGCUCAGUACUCCCAAGGAAGAUUACUCGGCACUGGCUCAUUUGGUGAAGUCUACGCUGGAGUUCGACUGAGAGAUCAAUUACCGGUGGCCAUCAAAUACAUUCCUGAGGAAACAUGCCGCAUUGUUAAACAGAACUAUGUCCUUGUCUUCGAGCGGCCUCGUGUUUGUGUCGAUUUGUUCGAUUAUCUGGAAAACUACGAGAACAACGCCAUUAAUGAGCAAGACGGAAAGAGCAUUUUCCGUGAAAUAUUGAACGCGGUGGUUUACCUCGAGGAACAAGAGAUCCUGCAUAACGACAUCAAAACMGAGAAUGUCAUCAUGGACCUCAGUAAUGGCGGGAUGAAAGCUAAACUCACUGACUUUGGAUUGUCAUGGCAUUUGACAAACCAACCAAUUACCACAUUUACUGGAACAGUUGAAUUUAACCCCCCUGAAUACCAUACUACCAGGCAGUACGAUGGUCGCCAGGCCACCGUGUGGUCACUCGGUUGUUUCUUAUUCGAUAUGCUGACUGGAAAUCCUCCYUUCAAAAGUGCAAAACAAGCAGCGACUCAACCUCUUAGAAUUCCAAAUCACUUUUCUCAAGAAUCUCAGUAA
Molecule: messenger RNA, 858 nt
Organism: Exaiptasia diaphana
Lineage: Eukaryota; Metazoa; Cnidaria; Anthozoa; Actiniaria; Aiptasiidae
Product: serine/threonine-protein kinase pim-2
Exons: 7
Coding region: 1-858 (285 amino acids)
Biological process (GO): negative regulation of apoptotic process; protein autophosphorylation; regulation of mitotic cell cycle
Cellular component (GO): cytoplasm
Molecular function (GO): protein serine/threonine kinase activity; ATP binding
Source: RefSeq, a predicted model, not a curated record